AAAAUAAAUGAUUUGCUUGGGCAUGUUAGACUUCUCCCCCUAGCUAUCCUCAUAGCCAAAUGAGAGCUAUGUGCCAGUAGUGUUUAGUUGAACUUGGUAGCAAAACAUUUGAAAGCAAGCUAACAUUAUAUAUUUUUUACAGUCCAUCAAAAAGCAGCUAGGAACAUUUAAACAAAAUCCUUUUUAACAUUUUAUAAAAAUUUUACAUUUAAAAAAAAUGUUUUGUCAGAUUGAUUGUCUCUAAUCAUAGCUUGUUUACCCAGCACACAGUACCAUUUUAGCAUUUUUCCAACCCUUAGAAUGUAUUCUAAGUCUAAAAACAGACAUUAUGAUAAGUUUGACAGCAAAACUUAUAAAGUUUAGGAUUUAAAUUAUUCAUCAAUCAAGUUUAUUGCAAAAUUUUAACAUUACGAUCCACAGGGCAAAGAACUGUUUAUUUAUAGAGUUAAUCCCAAUCUGGUCAUUAUUAUGAAAACAGAAGUGUGGCCGAACCUUAUCAAGGCACUGCAUCACAGAAUCCACGAAAAAAGCAGUUUAUUGAUUUUUAAGACUUCCUAUCUUGUAAAUGAUAAAGAAUAUUAUUGGAAGAUAUGUUAAAUCGUAAGAAUGGAGAGAAAAAAAAGCAAUGAGGGUCACAUGACAAUUUUUAAAAUAGUGGGGGGUGAAAAGUUUGGCAGUUGCUGAAACUUCCACGACUGCGCUGCAUAGUUCAGUUUCAGUAGUUCACGUGUAGUGCACUGCAAAAUGAGUGGUCUCGUUUACUAACUACUACAGCGUCGAAGGUAGGUUAUGUUUACGACUGUUUCUUGCUGCCGGUCCUUGUUUCUUGUGUUUCCUUUCUGCAGUUUUUUUGUAAAUCGUUUGAAGAUGGCUGCGGUCCAGCUUCCGCCGAAAGUGAAGCCCGUCGUCCUCACGGUGGACGAGAUAAAAGUCGACCGCAUAACUGAAUUGGCUUUGCAGUACUGGGCCCCGCACACCAAGGCAGACCAUAAGGCCUACGACCCGUCUAUUAUAGACGUGAUCUACAAGCAGGAGAUCAAAGGGUCGACGUUCAAUGUUAGGCGGAUAAUGAUGCUCGAGGUGAGCCAGUACCUGGAGAACUACCUCUGGCCGAAUUACCGUCCCGAUCAAUCCACGUAUGACCACAUGAUUUCCGUUGUCAUCAUGAUGAACGAAAAGUUCAGGGAGAGGGUGUCCGCUUGGACGGCCAUCAAGAAGAACCCCCUUCAUGUCAGAGGGUUUUUGAAGCAAGUUUUCCACGCCUGUCUCGAACUUAACAGCUGCUACAUUGAGAAGACUUCUCUCAUAGUUUUUCUCACCAACACUUUCAACAGCAUAGAGGUCGAUAUCAUAAGGGAGCAGGUGAAGCCGCUGUUGUCCCUCUCGACUUGGGUCUGCUUGCACCAACACAGAAGAGAGCACGAGUUCAGGAAUGCUCCAAAGUGGAAGAAGUACUGGGGGAAGAUACUCAGGAAGGAGAAUGAAAGGGGCGAAGAGGCUGAUUGGGAGAGGAGGUUUUUAUACAGGCUAAUGCUGAAUUUCUUAGAUCAUUUGGACAAAAUUCCAGUCGAGAGUAAAAUUGAUGAAUCGACAGUUCAAUACUGUGAACGCUUUCUUGAGUUAAUGAUUGACUUGGAGGCAUCCCUUCCGACCAGGCGGUUCUUUAACGUUCUUCUUGACGACUGUCAACUCGUGCUUCGUUGCCAGCUCUCUAAUCUGGCAAAACGUUCUGAGGGUAAGCUCUUCCUCCAACUCCUCGACAUAUUGAAGUUCUACGCUCGUUUUGAAAUCAACGACGUGACCGGCGAUUGUCUGACAGACUCCCAAAUGUCCCAGAUACAUUACGAAUGCGUGACUUCACUUCAGAAAGCGGUAUUUGCAAAAUAUCCGGCCCUGCAGAAAUUUGCAUUGGCUAAUGUGGCCAGCGUUGAUACGAGGGAGGCUAUAAUGAAACACUUUGAAGAGCUCGAUACUGGCAGCCUGAGGGACAUAAUUGUCCAGCUCAACUUGGUUCCACCUGUUGAAAGAGAAAAAGAAGAAAACUGGUACAAAACUGACCGUAAGUUUCUUCUUGAAUUACUAGCGUUCCGCCAUGAAAAAAGGAUUUCUCAAUUGAUGGAGAUAAACGGCACUCCUUUGUACCCAAUAGAAGAUAUAAUUUGGGAUGAAAAUAUAGUGCCUUCUGAGUAUUAUUCUGGUGAAGGAUGCUUGGCUCUUCCAAAACUCAACCUUCAGUUUCUAACUCUCCAUGAUUAUCUUCUUAGAAAUCUAAAUCUUUUCAGAUUAGAAUCAACAUACGAAAUCAAACAAGACAUAGAAGAUGGAAUAAGUAGGCUGAGCCCUUGGAAGUCAGAAACGGGCGAGACUUAUUUUGGCGGAUGGGCAAGAAUGGCCCAACCAAUUGUCAGUUUCGUAGUUGUUGAAGUUACAAAGCCUGAUAUUGGUGAAAUUGUGCCUUCUAGAGUACGUGCGGAUGUCACAGUAAAUCUAAACGUCAAAGAAGAAGUGAAAGCCGAAUGGGAGAACUUGAGAAAACAUGAUGUUUGCUUUUUGAUUGCUGUUAAGCCGACUCUUCCAAUUGGUACCAGAUACAAUUUCAAGUUGCCGUUUUUAGAACAGAGUGGUGUCAAGUACGUAAGGGGCUGUGAGGUGGAAGGGAUGCUCGACAACACCGGUAAAAUAAUUGAAGAUUUGCCUGAUGUCAAACCUGAACUUGCUGGCGACACCAGGACUUUUAGAGUCCUCCUAGACUCAAAUCAGUACAAGCUUGAUAUGGAGUUGAUCAACGAAGGAGAGGAUGAUUUCUAUGAAAACUUUAAUGUUAUCCUAAGAAGGAAGCCAAAGGAGAAUAACUUCAAAGCAGUUCUUCAGACUAUCCGUGAGCUGAUGAAUACGGAUUGCAUUGUGCCAGAAUGGCUUCAUGACAUACUUUUAGGCUAUGGCGACCCUUGCUUGGCCCAUUAUUCUAAAAUGCCUAAUGAAAUUUCCACUAUUGAUUUUAAUGAUACUUUUUUAAAUAUCGAUCACUUAAGAGCAAGUUUUCCUGAGCAUGAAAUCAAAGUGAAAGUCGAUAAGCCUACUGAUUUGGUCCCACCAUUUAAACUGACCUUUGAAGAAGUCAUUAACAAAAAAGAGGACUUAAAAACUGAUAAGAAAUCGAUAAUCGUUGAGCCUCAUAUUAUACCUAAUCGUGGGCCUUACCCUUCAAACAUUCUGAGGAAAAACACUGUUUGGUUUACCCCCACACAAGUCGAAGCUAUUCGGUCAGGGAUGCAGCCCGGUCUGACUAUGGUAGUCGGACCUCCAGGUACAGGAAAGACUGAUGUUGCAGUACAGAUUAUCUCCAACUUAUAUCACAAUUUUCCAAAUCAGAGAACGUUGAUUGUCACCCAUUCAAAUCAAGCUCUGAAUCAGCUCUUUGAAAAAAUUAUUAUGCUUGAUGUCGAAGAUAGACAUUUGCUACGUCUUGGUCACGGUGAAGGUGAAUUGGAAACGGAAAAGGACUUCAGCCGGUAUGGUAGGGUUAAUUAUGUUUUAGCCAAAAGGCUGGAGCUUCUUGAAGAUGUAGAAAGAUUGCAGAAGUGCUUGGGUGUAGAAGGAGACAUGGCCUAUACUUGUGAGACAGCUCGUUAUUUCUAUCUAAGUCAUGUGUUCGCCAAAUGGGAAGAGUUUAAAGAGGUGAUUUCUAAAAAGAAAAAUCGAAAAGAUAUCCCAGUCGAAUUGAUUUCUCAGCAGUUCCCAUUCCAUUCAUUUUUCAGCGAUGCUCCUCAGCCCCUUUUCAAAGGAAAUUCAUAUGAUGAAGAUUAUGCUAUCGCCUUGGGUUGUUUUAGGCAUAUUGAGAAAAUCUUUACUCAGUUAGAAGAAUUUAGGGCGUUUGAACUUUUACGGAGUGGCCCUGAUAGAUCAAAGUACUUACUAGUCAAAGAAGCAAAAAUAAUCGCUAUGACUUGUACACAUGCAGCUCUAAAACGGGCAGAACUCGUUGAAAUGGGAUUCAAAUAUGAUAAUAUACUAAUGGAAGAAGCAGCACAGAUUUUGGAAAUUGAAACUUUCAUCCCUCUACUUGUUCAGACAGUGCAGGACGGCUACAACAGAUUAAAAAGAUGGAUAAUGAUCGGAGAUCACAACCAGCUGCCGCCUGUCAUUAAAAACAUGGCGUUCCAAAAAUAUUCUAACAUGGAGCAGUCCCUUUUUACAAGACUCGUGAGGCUUGGCGUUCCAACAGUUGAUCUCGACGCUCAAGGCAGAGCUAGGCCUUCAAUUUGCGAUUUGUACAAAUGGAGGUAUAAAAAUCUUGGUAAUCUUCCUCAUGUCAUACAACGUAGUGAAUAUCAACUGGCUAAUGCUGGUUUUCGACAUGAAUUUCAGUUUAUAAAUGUCGAAGACUUCAACGGGGUGGGUGAAUCCGAACCCAGCCCUUACUUUUAUCAGAAUUUAGCUGAAGCUGAGUUUUGCGUAGCUGUUUUUAUGUUCAUGAGGCUUUUGGGCUACCCAGGGUAUAAAAUUACUAUUCUCACUACUUAUAAUGGGCAGAAACAUUUGAUAAGAGAUGUAAUAAAUGCAAGGUGUGCAUCGAACCCAUUAAUAGGAAAACCUCACAAAGUAACCACUGUGGAUAAAUACCAAGGUCAGCAGAACGACUACGUCCUUUUAUCGUUAGUAAGGACAAAAGCAGUUGGACAUAUAAGAGAUGUGAGGCGUUUGAUUGUAGCUCUAUCUCGAGCGAGGCUUGGAUUAUACAUUUUUGGCAGGGCUUCGUUAUUUUUUAACUGCUUUGACUUGAGACUUGCAAUGGAUCAACUUGCUCAGAAACCUCUCCUCUUAGAAAUCUACCCUGCGGAGCCUUACCCAUCACAAAGAGCAACAGAUACCCCCAUGGCUGAGCCGCCAGAUGUCAUCCCGUCUAUGUCAGAGAUGGCAACGUUUGUAUACAACUAUUAUCAAGACAGGCUGGAAAAACUCAAAGAGGUAUAUUAUGCUAAUAAAAAGGAAUGGACUAAGCCAGGGGAAGAGCUUGUUAAAGCUCCAGAAACUUUAGUGUCAGCACAUCCUGGGGCAGGAAGCGAUACUGAAGAUGAGGACUAUUACAAUAGCUGGGUGGAAGAAGGAAAUCAAGAUGAACCUAUGUCAGACUAAGUUUAUAUAAAUUUUAUAAUAAUGUAUAUUUUGUUUUUUAAAAAAUGUAAAUAUGUUGUAAAAAUAGUUU
This is a messenger RNA of Cimex lectularius (bed bug), 5206 nucleotides long. RefSeq names its product intron-binding protein aquarius. Gene Ontology annotation, molecular function: mRNA binding; helicase activity. Lineage: Eukaryota; Metazoa; Arthropoda; Insecta; Hemiptera; Cimicidae. Bases 790 to 5136 code for a protein of 1448 amino acids. The transcript has 2 exons. Gene Ontology annotation, biological process: mRNA splicing, via spliceosome. The record is from RefSeq and is a predicted model, not a curated record. Gene Ontology annotation, cellular component: catalytic step 2 spliceosome.